Molecule: messenger RNA, 3553 nt
Organism: Phlebotomus argentipes
Lineage: Eukaryota; Metazoa; Arthropoda; Insecta; Diptera; Psychodidae
Product: TBC1 domain family member 25
Exons: 2
Coding region: 146-3094 (982 amino acids)
Biological process (GO): regulation of autophagosome maturation; activation of GTPase activity
Cellular component (GO): autophagosome
Molecular function (GO): GTPase activator activity
Source: RefSeq, a predicted model, not a curated record
ACUUCCGGAGUGUCAGUGUGUGUCAUUUUCUGGGAGAAAAAAGACGUGCAAAUUGCUUUUCUUAGCUUUUUCAUUGUCUGAAAAUGCUUUUCAAUCUAGUCAAGCAGCGUGAGUGAGUUGGAAGACUUGUUCAAAGUGAGUCGGCAUGGCGGGCGUGCUUGGAUAUAGUCGCGAGGCUGUGCGGGUGCGAGUAAAGAAGUAUGAGAUGAAUCUGCCGCCCGAGUGGCGGAAGUUCUCGGUGGAUCCACAAAUAACUUCCCUUGAGGUGCUGUACAGUCUCCUAGCGAAGGCGUUCGACCUCAAGACAGACUUCACGAUAAGCUACAAGGCGAUCGAUCCUAAUGGCCAGGAAAUCUACCUGUCGGUGCUGUCGGACUGGGAUCUGGACGCUGCCUUCCUCAGAGCGCACAAUUACUCAAUAGCUAACGCCUCGGAACCAUGUCUCAACCUCCGUGUGGAUAUCAAGCCGUUCUCCGAGGCGCCAGAUUGGGAUUCCACGAGCAAUUCGAGCAACAUGAGCGCCCCCAAGGAGAACAUGUUGGGCGCCGGACAGCGAUACGUUCAGAAUGUGCAGAAUCGUCUCCCUGGAAUCCUCAUGAAUCAAAUGGAGAGGACUUUCUCCAUGGUUCAGCGGGCUUUCAAUUUCAUAGAUGAGCAGACAAUUUUGCAGCCCCCGAGACACCCAUUAACAGACGCAGAGUUCCGUGGGAUGCUGGACUCUGUGGGUCAGAUUGUGCAACCGUUCAACCUGCGACAGGUGAUUUACAUGGGUGGCAUUGACCCGAGCUUGAGAAGAGUAGUGUGGAAGCACAUUCUGAACGUCUAUCCGGACGGGAUGACUGGAAGAGAGAGAAUGGACUACAUCAAGAGGAAGUCCACGGAGUACUUCAAGCUCCGCGAGACGUGGAGAAUAGCUGUCCAGCGGGGGAACGUUGCCGGGGAGUUGGCCUAUGUGACCAGCAUGGUGAGGAAGGAUGUCCUUCGCACCGACAGGUUGCAUCCCUUCUACGCAGGCAGUGAUGAUAAUCAAAAUAUUGCUGCUCUCUUCAAUAUUCUCACCACGUUCGCUCUCAAUCAUCCAUCUGUAAGCUAUUGUCAGGGCAUGUCGGACAUCGCUUCGCCUCUCCUGGUCACGAUGGGCGGCGAUGAGGCUCAGGCUUACAUUUGCUUUUGUGCCGUCAUGAGGCGUCUCUGCGGGAACUUCAUGCUCGAUGGACUGGCCAUGACACAGAAAUUCACCCACUUAACCAUCUCUCUCCAGCACUACGAUCCGGAAUUCUAUGAGUAUCUCAAAGCACAGCAGGCGGACGACCUUCUCUUCUGCUACCGUUGGCUUUUGCUCGAGAUGAAGCGGGAGUUUGCCUUUGAAGACAGCUUGCGGAUGCUGGAGGUGCUGUGGAGUUCUCUUCCUUCGGACCCGCCUGAGCAAGAGUUAAAGCUGCACGAGAGGGAGUUCGAGGUGACUCCGGAGAUUGUGGCGCCGAACAUGUCAUCAAUCCUCAGAACACCCAGGGAAAAUCCUUAUACAAAAAUCUGCGCAUUGCGUCGGCAAAACUCAGCCGCAUCACUACAGAGUCAUCACAUCAGCUACCCAACGAGUCCAGCUCCGCUGGGCACCACUAAGCGCCUGAAUCAUAGCCUUGACGAGACCUUGGCGUGUCUCAGUCCUGAUAUGAACAACAGUAAGAGUCCUCAGAGUCUGGACGAGACAAAGUUUAGGUUCCCUGAGUGUUCGACAAAACAGGAGGAGAUUCUGGAGGAAAAGCCUGUGGAGAUUUGCGCGGACAGUGCUGAAAUGGAGCCCCAGCGGCCCUCAACGCCUGACGAAGCUCCACGGAGACAACCUCUAGUUAAGGGUGGUUCUCUGAAUCGUCAUGUGACAGGGAAGAAAUCGUCAGGAGGGCACUUUAGGGAACUGAAAGAGCGUCUAGCGGCUAGCAAAAAGGGCAUUCUAGCUUCCUUCGACAGUGUUCAGACGAAUGAUCAGGGCCAGAAACUUGUGAAGAACUUCAAUGAAUUCCUCAAUUUUGCCGCAAUGAACAAGCAGGCGGAAAAAGGAAAGGCGGAAGAGAGAUCAACCAAUCCCUUUGAUGACAGUCCAGAUGAUUCGCAAGAGUACUUCCCCAUGACCACGUCCAUGACGAGGGAAUUGCGGUUGGAAUUGGAGAAUCUGGAUAGGCAGCUCUUUGGGCCAGACUUUCAGAAGAAGCACUUUAACUCGCUGCUGGAUUGUGACACACCAGGAAGUGGGGAUUCUGUGAACAGUGGGGAUAAGAACAAGUCGCCAGGAAUUGCGUACACAAAGUUGGAGCACAACUCAAUUGAGGUGUGCGAGAGUCUCUUCAAUGGGCACCAGAAAGAGGUGGGAUCGGGAGAAGAGACGCCGGCAAAGGUGACGAGUGGCACGACGGAUGUCUUCGUCUGGGAGAAUCCUCUACACCAGCUGAAUUCUGGGACAGAGGAGGAGCGUCGAGUGGCGGGAGUGAAUCUCACCACGCCCGAUGAGCAGACUGAUCUAGAAUAUGAUGGGGAAAUUGUCGAUGAGACGAACGGCGGUAAAUCCAUCACUCCAAUUCGCCUGUUGAUUCGGCGAAAUGACUCAAAGCCCAGCAGCAGGAAUUCGGUUGUGUACGGCGAGGAGUCAGACUCUGACCGAUCGGACAGCUGGAAUGAGUCGCGAAAGCUACUGGAGCCACCCAGAAGUACACUAGAUGUGGAUCAGAGAAUCACCGCCGCCGUCACGAUGACCAAUUCGUGUGAAGAGGCGUCUGAGGCGAGUAACUCAGCCCCACCACCAAAGAUUCCUGGCGAUCUGCCGCCGCCAAGUGAGUUUGGCGGCGGCAAUCCCUUCCUCAUCUUCCUGGCGCUGUCGCUGCUCCUGCAGAGCAGAGAUUUUGUGAUAAAGAGCGGAAUGGACUACAAUGAGAUGGCCAUGCACUUCGACAAGAUGGUCCGGAAGCACAACGUCACGCGAACACUGAAUCACGCGCGCCGGAUGUACGCGGACUACCUGCGAUCUCAGAGCUCCUCAGGGGCCAGCCGAACGACUGCGGGGCCCAUCGGCACGGCCAGGAAGCAUUCCAAUAGACUUUAGGAUGCCACUGCGAUAGGUUCUCGAUGGGGAUUUCGAAUGAUAUUCAUACAGUAGAGAGUAUUUUGCAUUUUUUAUAUGAUAUCCAGAGCUUUUUUACAUAACUUAUCGUUCCUAAUUGCAGCAUUUUGAUUAGUAUGAAAGGAAAAUGUGGCUAUUUGAGAGAUUUAUUUAAUGUGAAGUAAUAUUUCCGUGUGAUUCACGCAGAGCAUUUCGAAAUCUCCACCGCGAUUUAGGAUCAUUCCGGUAGAUGUGAUUUCAGAUAGGUUUAUUCCCAAACUAUUAUAUCCCAGAUCGCAUGCUUUGAUCUUAUUAUAAACUGAUCUUGAUCGCGAGCGAGAAUAAAAUCUGGCGAGAAUGCAAAGACUUUUACUUCCUAAGAAGAUUGUUGGUCAUCCGAUGUAAUGCGUACGCAAUAGUGCACUCGCACCUUGUAAGCAAUUUAUUAAUUUUCAUUAAUAA